AUGCUGUUUCAUUUCCAGGAGGUCGAUGUGGCAGCACUGGUGGGCUCGACACAAGCGUACCUCUCCGAUGCAAAGGAUGGAGCGGCGACUGCCACGAAGUACGACCAAGAACAGGAACAGGUGGCAGACAUGGGAGCCCAAAUGAGUGGUGCAGCUUUCAACGUGCCAUCUGCCAACACGCGUUUGGCAUAUGUGGACCCUUCCCGCCCCGCGGACCCGGAGAACCGGACGUUGCUGGCGCCUGCGGGCGCUCAACGGCCGCAGCUGGUCCGGUGGACGGGACGUAGUUUGCAGCUGCAGGGCCCUGCGGCGCUGAUGCAAGCCACGUUAGCCACCUUGAAGUACACCGCGGACGAACGCGCGGGCGGCUGGGACACGGUCCAGGUGUCCAUUGGAACAGACGGUCAGCGGGGCGAUGUUCCGCUGUACAUCGUGCGCAAAGCAGGUGAUGUGUUGUUGAAAGGCGCCCCGUUGCAGACCUUGAUCGCGGGGCAGUUCCUAAAGCCCAACGUGACCUUCGAAUCUGGUUCCUUGGUGCGUCCCGCGGAUCGCUUCAACGCCUGGGUCACCUGCAACUCCUGCGGCUUCGCGCUUUGGGCCUUCGCGGGGGAGAUGGAGGUGAUCGACUAUGGGAGCCUGGAGUUCUCAGGGAACAGCUCAGGGCUACAGAAUUUCCUUCGAGACUUGACCUACGUUCCCCUGGAAGGCUUCAUCGGCACGGACCGGCUGCAACUCUUCGUGCAGGGCCUGCGUCCACAGGCAGCGGCUGCAGCCACAGAGCCUCCACGUGCGGAGCUGGGGAUGGCCAUCCAGGUUCAAUUGCAGGAAGUAGUGGUACCUCCAGCCACCCUCACCAUGCCUGAGAGGCUGAACGUCUUUGAAGACAGUGUCACGGAUCUCCGCAUCAACAUCCAUGACAUGCGUCCCGUGAGCCCCUCUGGCAUCCCCCUCGCGUCGGCGGAAACGGCCAACGAUGGAAGCUCCAGACCGUGCGUGCGAGCGGAUGGGCCCUAUACCUG
Cladocopium goreaui is the source of this 1019-nucleotide messenger RNA. NCBI's taxonomy places the organism in Eukaryota, Dinophyceae, Suessiales, Symbiodiniaceae. The record is from the annotation of a GenBank genome assembly.